AUGUGCCGAGCGGGGGCGGGGGGCGGCAGUGAGGAUGGCUAUGUAAAUGGUAUCAAAUGCUACUUCUGUAGUCAGAGUACGGAUGGUGGUAGUGUCGAUGAGUGUACAUCAAAAUUUCAAAACUUAACAACGGAUUAUUCACUGGCAUUCGUUUGCUAUGAAUCAGCUAUAUUUAGUGUCCAAACUGGUAAAAUACAUGCAGUAGAACGUGGUCUGAAACAAGAUUAUUCAUGUGAUCUGACACGAAGGUGUCAAACUGAAACGUUAAUCAAUGGUGUUAAACGUGUUACAUGUUGUUGUAAACAGGACCUUUGCAAUAAACCAAGCGUAUGCUAUACAUGUAAUGAUUCACAAUUAGAUAGACGGACAAAAUGCUAUGAUCCACCACGAACUGAAUGUGAUAAUUUACCAUUGAGUAGUGGAUGUAAACCAACAGUGUACUAUCCAAUGACAUAUCAAAUAACUGAACCAACAGAACGCUGUUAUACUACAAAAAUUGGUGUUGGUAAUGAUACAUUUAGAAAUCCAUUAGAACGUGGUGUUAAAUCAGUUUUAGAUUGUGAAGAUCCUAAUGGUUGUAACACUGAACAUUCAACUGGCUUAAUACAAAUUAAAAAAUGUUGUUGUAAUGGAAUUUUAUGUAACAAUCAAUAA
Didymodactylos carnosus is the source of this 654-nucleotide messenger RNA. NCBI's taxonomy places the organism in Eukaryota, Metazoa, Rotifera, Eurotatoria, Philodinida, Philodinidae. The record is from the annotation of a GenBank genome assembly.